UGUCGGGCGGAAGUGGGCGAAGCGGAGAGGGAAAACAGCCCUCCUUUCCGGUAUAGGGACACAGUUGAAGAAGCAACGAAGGAACGAGGAGUCGUUUGUAAGGGGCAGAUCAGCUCUGAGGGCCCGUCCACCCUGUGGACUCCCUCCACCACAGCCCUGCGACUGUCCCGUCCUUCCCUCAGGAUGACACGGCACGGCAAGAACUGUACGGCAGGAGCCGUCUACACCUAUCACGAGAAGAAGAAGGACACAGCGGCCUCAGGCUACGGGACCCAGAACAUUCGACUGAGCCGGGAUGCCGUCAAGGACUUCGAUUGCUGCUGCCUCUCUCUGCAGCCCUGCCAUGACCCUGUCGUCACCCCGGAUGGCUACCUGUAUGAGCGGGAGGCAAUCCUCGAGUACAUUUUGUACCAGAAGAAGGAGAUCGCCAGGCAGAUGAAGGCCUAUGAGAAGCAGCGGGGUGCCCGGCGUGAGGAACAGAAAGAGCUGCAGCGGGCUGCAGCCCAGGACCAGGUGCGGGGCUUCCUGGAGAAGGAGGCAGCCAUCGUGAGCCGGCCCCUCAACCCCUUCACGCCCAAGGCCGCCUCCGGGAACAGCCCAGAUGAUGCCCGACCUGGGUCCAGCGCAGGCCCCACGGGCAAGGACAAGGACAAAGCGCUGCCCAGCUUCUGGAUCCCGUCGCUGACCCCCGAGGCCAAGGCCACCAAGCUGGAGAAGCCUUCGCGCACCGUGACCUGCCCUAUGUCCGGGAAGCCACUGCGCAUGUCGGACCUGACCCCCGUGCGCUUCACGCCACUCGACAGCUCCGUGGACCGCGUGGGGCUCAUCACACGCAGUGAGCGCUACGUGUGCGCUGUGACCCGCGACAGCCUGAGCAACGCCACGCCUUGCGCAGUGCUGCGGCCCUCUGGGGCUGUGGUCACCCUGGAGUGCGUGGAGAAGCUGAUUCGGAAAGACAUGGUAGACCCCGUGAACGGGGAGAAGCUGACGGACCGCGACAUCAUCGUGCUGCAGCGGGGCGGCACAGGCUUCGCGGGCUCGGGAGUGAAGCUGCAGGCUGAGAAGUCGAGGCCGGUGAUGCAGGCCUGAAUGCACAGGAGACCAAAUAAACGGGCUUGGACUCACUGGCCUUGUGGUGCCUUCAUUGGCCACGCUGGAGCCCUGGGCCCCCAGUCAGCCCUCCAGCGUGUGCCUGCUGCGGAGCCCGGAGCCCGGAAUCAAAGGCGCGGGCGAAUUAUGUUAAAGGUGGUCUGACGUUAGGAAUAAAAUCUGAACUGAACGCA
Ailuropoda melanoleuca (giant panda) is the source of this 1283-nucleotide messenger RNA. It is a transcript of the gene NOSIP, whose product is annotated as nitric oxide synthase interacting protein. The transcript has 9 exons. The record is from RefSeq and is a predicted model, not a curated record. Bases 184 to 1089 code for a protein of 301 amino acids. Gene Ontology annotation, molecular function: ubiquitin protein ligase activity. Lineage: Eukaryota; Metazoa; Chordata; Mammalia; Carnivora; Ursidae. Gene Ontology annotation, cellular component: nucleus.